GGUGUUUGUUUGUGUGGUCUAGGCUGAACGCUCCCGCCCACUACUUCUCUCCGUUAUCUCUUUGUUUCUUCGCCCUCGCACUCGUCUUCUUCGAUUGUUCCACUUCCACCACUCGCCAACACAUUUCCUUGUAAUUCUUGUUGCCUGAAAAAGAAAAAAAAAAACGAAAGAGAAAAAGAAAAGAAAGAAUCGAAGGUUGAUCCCCGUCGCUUCGAAUAUAAUCGAGUAUUCGAGUAUCUCCUUGAUGCUCUGCUUGUGUAGUUCGUAAUAUUUUCUACUGCUUUUUUUCUUUUCCUGGAGUUCCGGUUCGCCACCCGCCAAUUCAGUUGGAGCUCUGUUUAUUGUUGUCUGUUGUUUUGUUUGCACGAGUCCAUGCGAUUUCUAUGUUCCGAUGCUUCGUUAUCGUAGAAAUGGCUUCUACUCCUUCUAUGUCAGUUCCUGUCGAAUGCUUGAACCUUUGUAAGUUAUCCAAAGGGGAUGGCAGUGGAAGAUACGAGUGUAGCAUCCUCUCCUGUGCGUGGAAGGCUCCUAGGGUCUUGACUGGUUCUCUUGCCAGCACUGCUCAUUCUCCUCAUUGUUCUUCCUCGCCGGAUGGGCGAACGGGAAGAAGAAACCAGACCAAAUCUAGAUCUGAAGCCUCAUAUUUUGGAGACUGGUACGCCACAAAAGCUGCCAAGUUUGCAUUUUCUGGGAGGUUACAUAGAUCAUGUUUGCUUCCUGUUGCUUGUAGAAGAUGGCAAUUACGUUGUUCUUCCUCAUUUUCUUCAGAAUCUACUGAUAUAAUUUCUCCUGAAACAUUGUGGGAGGACCUUAAACCAAUUAUUUCAUACCUUCCACCGAAAGAGAUGGAGUUGGUCCAUAAUGCUUUGAAGCUAGCUUUUGAGGCUCAUGAUGGUCAAAAGAGGCGAAGUGGAGAGCCCUUUAUCAUUCAUCCUGUUGAAGUUGCACGUAUUCUUGGAGAACUCGAAUUGGAUUGGGAAUCUAUUGCUGCUGGAUUGUUACAUGACACAGUUGAAGACACAAAUGUUGUUACAUUUGAAAGAAUUGAGAAAGAAUUUGGUGCCACUGUACGCCAUAUCGUUGAGGGAGAGACUAAGGUAUCCAAACUGGGUAAGCUAAAAUGUAAAAAUGCAGAUGAUACAGCACAGGAUGUAAAAGCUGAUGACCUGCGGCAAAUGUUUUUAGCAAUGACAGAAGAGGUCCGUGUAAUUAUUGUCAAACUAGCUGACAGAUUACACAACAUGCGCACGCUUUCACACAUGCCUCCACAUAAGCAGUCCAGCAUAGCUUUGGAGACAUUGCAAGUCUUUGCCCCUCUUGCCAAGUUGUUAGGAAUGUACCGGAUCAAGUCGGAACUGGAAAAUUUAUCCUUCAUGUACACAAAUGCCCAUGAUUAUGCUAAAGUCAAGAGAAGAAUUGCAGAACUUUAUAAAGAGCAUGAAAAGGAACUUGCAGAGGCAAAGAGAAUUUUAAUGAAGAAAAUUGAGGAUGACCAAUUCUUGGAUCUUAUGACAUUAAAGGCAGAAGUUCGCUCUGUAUGUGAGGAACCUUACAGCAUCUAUAAAGCUGUUCAGAAAUCUAAAGGUUCAAUAGACGGGAUCAACCAAAUUGCACAGCUUCGUAUCAUCAUAAAACCAAAGCCGCGUAUUGGAGUAGCACCUUUAUGCAGUUCGCAGCAGAUUUGCUAUCAUGUUCUUGGGCUUGUCCAUGAAAUCUGGAUCCCCAUUCCUCGAGCUAUGAAAGACUACAUUGCAACCCCAAAACCUAAUGGCUAUCAAAGUCUUCAUACGACAGUGAUACCAUUUCUGUAUGAGAGCAUGUUUCGGCUGGAAGUUCAGAUAAGAACCGAAGAGAUGGAUCUGAUAGCAGAGAGGGGUAUUGCUGCGCACUACAGUGGGAAGAUAUUUGUUACUGAUUUAGUUGGACAUGCCAUGCUUAAGGGAAGAAAUUUAAGAGGAAAAGCAGUCUGUCUGAACAAUGUGAACAUUGCUCUUAGGAUUGGCUGGCUAAAUGCUAUUAGAGAAUGGCAAGAGGAGUUUGUUGGGAACAUGAGCUCUAGAGAGUUUGUUGAUGCAAUAACAAGAGAUCUAUUAGGGAGUCGUGUCUUUGUGUUCACUCCAAAAGGAGAGAUCAAGAACCUACCUAAGGGAGCAACAGUUAUUGACUAUGCUUAUAUGAUACACACUGAAAUUGGCAAUAAAAUGGUUGCUGCAAAGGUCAAUGGUAAUCUUGUCUCUCCCAUGCAUGUACUUGCAAAUGCUGAAGUUGUGGAGAUAAUUACAUACAAUGCUCUUUCUAGCAAAUCUGCUUUCCAGAGGCAUCAGCAGUGGUUGCAACAUGCAAAAACACGAAGUGCCCGACACAAGAUAAUGAAAUUCUUGAAGGAGCAAGCUGCACUCUCUGCUACUGAAAUAACAGCAGAUGCUGUAAAUAACUUUGUUGCUGAUAUUGAAGAUGAAAGUGAAUCAGAAGAGGUAGAAAAUUCUCCUAAUGUUAGCAAACCAUUGUGGAAGAAGAUUCUCACUAAUGUUGCAGAGCUCUCUUCUUUAAAAAGAAGCAAUGAUGAUGCUCAACACUCUCAGAACGGUAAAGUUGGAGUCCCUAAGGUCAAUGGGAAGCAUAACAAGAACGCACAACAUAUGAGUUUGAAGGCCAAGGGAGAGUUUCUGUCACAGGGAAAUGGUAUUGCAAGGUUGAUAUAUGCUAACAUCCCAAUGUAUAAGGAAGUCUUACCUGGUCUGGAAAGCUGGCAAGCUGGCAAUAUCACCUCCUGGCACAACCAUGAAGGACAUUCAAUCCAAUGGUUCUCUGUAAUAUGCAUAGAUCGGAAAGGUAUGAUGGCAGAAAUUACAUCAAUAUUGACAGCUGUUGGCAUCGCCAUUUGUUCUUGUGUGGCAGAGAUUGACAGAACAAGGGGAAUGAGCGUCAUGUUAUUUCACAUUGAAGGGAGUUAUGAUAGUCUGGUAAAUGCUUGUUCCAGUGUGGACCUGGUUCUUGGUGUUCUGGGCUGGUCUACGGGUUGCAGCUGGCCAAUCUCAUCAGACAACCAACAUUUUCUCGAAUGCUAAAAUAUGCAACAAAGGUUACCAAAUUUAUAUUCUUGGAGGAAAUUUUACGAGAUGACCAUCAUAUUCUCUUUUUUAUUUUCCUUGUAUCCUUGAGGCUGAGAAAUCAGUGAGUUCCACGUGUAGAUUGUGGGUGUCGUAGUUCCUUGGUUUCUCAUUUUUUUUUUUUUCGUUUAGAGCUCAAAGAGAAGUGAUACAUCAUCAGCUAAUUGAGUGACUCUGGAGUAAGCGGACUGUAUAUAGAGGAGAGGAGUGGUAAUAGAAACUUGUGAUAAGGAGCAUCAUACCAUGUCGGACUUUAUAUACUUGUCUCUUUCUUGGAUGGACAUUUUAGACAACAGGCUGCAUAGAGGUAUUUCUAUUUAUAUUAAAGAUGAAUAGAUGGAUAUCAUCAUAUUUGAUUAAGAUGAGCACCA
Molecule: messenger RNA, 3481 nt
Organism: Nelumbo nucifera (sacred lotus)
Lineage: Eukaryota; Viridiplantae; Streptophyta; Magnoliopsida; Proteales; Nelumbonaceae
Product: putative GTP diphosphokinase RSH1, chloroplastic
Biological process (GO): guanosine tetraphosphate metabolic process
Source: RefSeq, a predicted model, not a curated record